This is a messenger RNA of Bactrocera latifrons, 3171 nucleotides long. It is a transcript of the gene TTLL3A, whose product is annotated as tubulin glycylase 3A. The record is from RefSeq and is a predicted model, not a curated record. Bases 1 to 3171 code for a protein of 1056 amino acids. Gene Ontology annotation, biological process: cilium movement; cilium assembly; protein polyglycylation. The transcript has 3 exons. Gene Ontology annotation, cellular component: cilium. NCBI's taxonomy places the organism in Eukaryota, Metazoa, Arthropoda, Insecta, Diptera, Tephritidae. Gene Ontology annotation, molecular function: protein-glycine ligase activity, initiating.
AUGCAUGAGAAAUCCGAUGAAAAUGCCAACGAGAAUCACAAGAAUGAAACCGCUAAUGAGAAGCAACAAGCACCAGCAGUUGGAAAGUUGGGAGACGUAUCAGCGUCAGUGCAGCCAACGAAACUAGCGGAAGCGAAAUCAACUGACUCUGCUUCCGUUGAAGUGACAACUACCAAGACCACAACGCAUGUAGAGACUAGCACAGUCUUUACAACCAGUGCCACGACUAUAGCCAGCUUAACAGUCACUGCUUCAGCCACAGCCACAGCCUCUCUCAGCACAGCUACCAAGCCGUUAACUGCCACAAUCACUACCGCUACCGGUAAGGAGAUAAUACCCAGCGCACCGCCCAGCAAUUACUGUAAUCGUCGCACUUGGAUUACAACCGACCGACUAAAUGAGUUACGCCGCCGCGCACAAGAGGCGGUCAAGCAGAAUAAAACCUUCACCAUACGCGGCUCCUUUCAUUCCGUACGCAAUGCGCUUGUGGCACGCGGUUGGAUUGAAAAAUUAGACGUGCAUCGCAAACAAAUACCAACGGGUGUGUGUCAAGUGACAUACGAUGAUUUGGCGCAAGGUUUGCCCAAGCGCAAGCCGGGCGAAACGCGUCGUCAGUAUAUUGCCAAGUGUGAACGUAACAUUAUGUCGCGCUUUCUCGAACACAUGCCCAUCGACUUUUUGUGGACGAAUCGCAAAGAGAAAUGUGAUUAUAUAGAUCAAGCUAAAAAUCCCGGUAUGAUUAUUAAUAAGUUUCACCGUGCGCCAUUCACCUCGAAGGAGGGUUUAUGUGCACAAUUGAAGGACUUCCAUUGGUUCUAUGAGGAGGGUAUGUCGGAGUUGUAUUUUCCACGUUGUUACAAUGUUUGGAGUUUGGAGGAGCUGGCCGAAUUUAUGGAUAACUUCAAGCUCACUGCCUGUAUUGCCUUCAUACGUGUCGUUGUGGAUCGCUACCGUCGUAAGGGUAUCGAUGCGAUUUUCUCCACCAUGGGCACGGUACCAUAUAAUAGCAUAGAUUUCGCAAUUAAACGUUGCAGCGAUUACUUGGAUAGUUGUCAGCACAAAGAUAUCGAUUUGGAUGAGCUAUCACGUGUUUGGGAACACGAGUGGGAUGUAUUUUUCCAUCAACAUCAACAGGUCGUCACGGAGGAAGCGAAAAUAUUUACAGAACCAACACGCGCACCUGAGUAUACGGUAAAAUUGAGUAUACAACUGUUGGAACAUCUGCAGAACUUUUGGCCGCAAUACACGUUGGAUGGUUAUCAGAAUUUGUGGAUCGUAAAGCCGGCGAAUAAGUGUCGCGGACGUGGCAUACAAUUGAUGGAUAAUUUGAAGAAAAUUCUAGUGCUUGUAAAUCCGUCCAUCGGUUCGAAGAGUCGUUAUGUGGUGCAAAAGUAUAUAGAAAGACCGCUCAUUAUUCACCAUACAAAGUUCGAUAUACGCCAAUGGUUUCUCAUAACCAAUGUACAGCCGCUGGUCGUCUGGAUGUACAAGGAGAGUUAUCUGCGCUUUAGCUCGCAAGAGUAUAGCUUGAGUAAUCAUCAUGAAUCUGUACAUCUGACCAAUCAUGCCAUACAGAAGAAGUACAACAACGGUAAACGCGAUAAACGUUUGCCCAUAGAGAACAUGUGGGAUUGUUACUCUUUUCAAGCGUAUCUGCGUCAAAUCGGCAAACAAGAUAUGUGGCAGGAACGCAUCUAUCCGGGCAUGAAGAAAGCCAUUGUGGGCACAAUGUUGUCGUCGCAGGAAAAUAUGGAUCGUCGUCCGAAUACGUUUGAGUUGUUCGGUGCAGAUUUUAUGAUAUGCGAGAAUUUCUAUCCUUGGCUAAUUGAGAUUAAUUCAAGUCCCGAUUUGGGUGCGACAACCAGUGUGACAGCACGUAUGUGCCCACAAUGUCUGGAGGAUGUGAUAAAAGUUGCAAUUGAUCGACGCUUAGAUCCCAAGGCAGAUAUGGGUAAUUUUGAACUUAUCUACCGCCAAGUAGUGCCACCAACACCAGCCUAUAUGGGACUCAAUCUCUUCGUGAAAGGCAAGCAAAUUGUCACUAAACCGCCACAUCAUCAUCAUCACCAUCAUUAUCCGCAUCAGCAACGCGAACGUCCAACACUAAGCGGCCACAAUUACAGACAUCGUGCCACCAUCACGCCAGCCAUCUCGAAUGUACACAAAGCUAUGCCCACAUUUAAUGCUACCGAGUACGUUGAGAAGUAUAUAAUGGAGGCGGGUAAUAGCAAUCGCAGCAGCAUAAGUGGCGGUCUCGUUGGCGGUAUCACCGCCUCGGGUGCCGUGAUACACACUUCACCCACACCAAUGCAAAUGGUGCAAAAUGCACGUCGCAAAUAUCAUAUAACACCGCAAACGCCUGCUAUGAUCUGUCCGAAUCUCUUGAAAACGCCACGCACACAGGUAGGCAUACGCCGCAAGUCCGUCACGAAUCUCUCCUGUAAAGCGAAUACCAUGCCGGCAACAGCUAAAGAUCACGAGGUGACUAUACCGCUUAUGAAGCGGCAUCGCAGUUGUGGACCACGCCUUAACACUGCCGUCGUUGCGGGCUGUACGAAUAAUGAAAGUGAUAAAAAUUUUAAAUUUAUUAUUAAGAAAUGUGCGCUGCCAACAUCGGCCGAGGUCAACAACCAAUUGCUCAAUCAAAUCGACGCAGAACCGGCCACGGUCCGUGUUUCGGCGCACGCGAACAAAAGUAAAAGCGUCGAUAAUAUUGUGGAAAUGUUACGUCGGUUCAAAGUACAGCCACAGUCAAUGACACUGUCACAAACGCAAGGGUCAAAACAGGUGGCACGCAGUGGUGGUGUAGCGCAUGAUUUGACCACAAGCGUAAGCGAAAAAUCAAUCAAGUCCUUGCUGGCGAAACAAACGAAAUCCAACACGACUGAGGUCUCACAACUGGCAGCAAAAAUGGCGGCUUCAGCCAGCAUACGCACGGUCGGACGCAAGCUUGUGACUUGGCGGCGCUCCAGGCGUCAUAACGCCCGACUCGCCGCUAACGCCAGCAACUCCAAGUCCGCUGGCAGCGUUUACGUUUGCAAGAAGAAGCCGAUGGCGUUGGUAGGCGUUGCGCCCUCUGCAGCAAGUUUAACUGUAGCGGAACAUUCACGCAGCUCAUCCGCGCACUAUCAAAAGCCAGCUUUAGUAACAAAUGCCACAGCAAAAAGCUAA